CGCCCACCGAUGACCGCGCCGCCGCUUCUACGCGCCUCGGCCUUGGACAUUUGGUCGCUCGGGAUCGCAAUCGUGAUUGGCGGUCAGUACUUUUCGUGGAACGCCGGGCUCACUGCCGGCGUCGCCAGCUACGGCCUCGCACUCGCACUCAUGGGCUCGGCGUACGUUUGCCUCGUGCUCAGUAUCGCCGAGAUGACAUCGACGCUGCCCUUUGCUGGCGGCGCGUACGGUUUGAGCCGGUGCUGCCUCGGGUACUUUUCGGGCUUUGUCAUUGGGUGUUGCGAAGUCCUCGAGUACAUUGCGUACGUGAGCAGCAGCGUGCUCACGCUCGGGCAGAUGCUCCAGAUCGUGUUUCCAGUCCUCUCGGAUGCGUAUCUGCCGCUCGUGUGGCUCGCGAUUUACGUCGUAGCAGUGGCCAUUCACAUUCGCGGCGGUCGAGUCUUUUGGCUGCUCGUGCGCGCCCUUGCGUUCCUCUCCAUCAGCGUCUUAGUGCUCUACUGCGUCGGGUCGCUUUCGUUUGUUCGCUUCGACUUGUAUGCAGGUAGCGCCACCGUUGGCGGCGCCACCAGCUUUUUCACGAGUAUGCCGCUCGCCGCGUGGUUCUUUGUUGGCGUCGAGUCGCUCAAUACGCUUGCCAAUACGAUUCACGACCCCAAGAUUGUGAUUCCGCGCGGCCAAAUCCCGUGCGUCCUCGCUCUGUGUCUCACGGGCAUCAGUGUCUUUUUCGUUGCUGUGAGCUUGCCCCCAGGCGCUGCGGCCCUUCCCAGCGUCGUUGCCAUCUUCAAUCCCGGGUUCACCUUGAUGUUUGGCAUUUCGAAUGAGGUUGCGACCUUGUUCUCGAUCCCCGCGACCUUUGCGACCAUUUUUGGCUUUAUCUUGGCCUAUGCCAACAUCCUCUCGGCGCUCGCCAACUCCAAGCUCCUGCCGGUCUGGGUCGGCGCCGUCCACCCAACAUACCACACGCAAGCCAACGCCUUGAUCGUCGGCUCGGUCAUUGGCUACAUCCUCUGCUUUUGCGUCACAUACAGCCCGACGUUAGGCGAAGUGCUCUUCAACAUUUGCAUGUUCUUUGGCUUCUCGGCCUACCUCGCGCAGUGUGCAGGGUACCUCUACCUCAGGCGCGAGUUCAAGCAUUUACCCCGGCAGUUCAAAAGCCCGGUCGGCAAGCCCGGAGUCUACUACGCAGCGAUCGUGUGGAGCAUGAAUUGGAUCUCGAUCGUGUGCUGUCAAGGCAACACGGCGUACCUCCUCUCGUGCAUCAGCGCCAUUUUAGUGCUCUUGACCCUCUACUACUAUACGUAUGCCAAGAGCCGGCAGUCCAUCUCGGACGACGAGCGCAAGAUUUUGCUCUUUGUCCACGUGGCGAAAAACAAUAGCAACAAGAGCAAGCGGUCCCGCGCGCGGGCGACGCGCUGGGGCCGCCUCAAGGGCAAGCUUGAGAGCCUUGUGAGCAAGGCGCGGCGAUCCCAUGCAAGCUCGCGCAACAGCGUCACAACACUCGGCACCUCGUCGCGCGACUCGGUGCGCCAGGUGCAUUUUUUUUCGUGGCUUGCGCCAACCAAAACGGCGCCGACACCAAUGGGACCACCGGGUGCCACGACCGACGUCGCCAAACUUGACCGGUCGAUGAAAAAGCCCCACACAAUCGCACCGACGGUCAACGAAUUGCAGCCCGCUGAGCCGGUCAUGCACGUCGAAGAUGUUCACUAAGGAGCCAAAUCUAUACAUAUAUACAAUAUGACUGCACAA
Messenger RNA from Saprolegnia diclina VS20, 1749 nucleotides. RefSeq lists its product as hypothetical. Bases 10 to 1710 code for a protein of 566 amino acids. The record is from RefSeq and is a predicted model, not a curated record. Gene Ontology annotation, cellular component: membrane. NCBI's taxonomy places the organism in Eukaryota, Oomycota, Saprolegniomycetes, Saprolegniales, Saprolegniaceae. Gene Ontology annotation, biological process: transmembrane transport. The transcript is spliced from 3 exons.